AUGGCUCUUCCCGAGAUAUCAUCAACCGCAUGUAGAUACGUAUGUCUUUAUACCAUUGUUACCACCGAUAUACGCGAGUUCUUGCAACAUGCGAUGCUGUUCCCCGGAAUCCAAUCCGUUCCCGAUUGCACAUCGUUCGCCGGAAUGAGAUUAUGCGAAACGUGGAAUAUAAGACAAAGUGACAAAGUUAACACUCACGUCAUGAAUAAUACUAAUUGUUCUAAACAAUUAAAAUUUGGCGUGGACCGCAUAUUAUCAAACGACAUUUGUUCCAAGAAAACAGAUAUUCUUAAGCCUCUUCCGAUACAAUUACCGCCAGUACGUUGUCCAUGCAUCGACAGUUGCGGGCGAUGCAACACACACAGUCAGAGUGUCAGAGCUAACAUUUCAUUUCCCCAUGGUCAUCCGUCAUUAGCUGAGGGCGUUGCACCUGCACUAUACACCAGCAUAAUUGACACCCUAGGAACUUUAUAUCGGCCCGCACCGUUACGCCCGGUUCCGAGGGCACCUAUUUCAUCUUCGCCGACGAUGAACCCCUCAGAAACAAACACACGAAGAAAGAGAUCGUGGUCCAGAGCUGUGUUCAGUUCGCUGCAGCGGAAGGGUUUGGAAAGGAGAUUCUCUUUACAAAAGUACAUCACGAAACCAGACAGGCGACAAUUGGCGGCGACUUUGGGCCUGACAGAUGCACAGGUCAAGGUUUGGUUUCAAAAUCGUCGGAUGAAGUGGCGGCACAUGAAAGAAAGCGAGAACGCUGCCUUGGCCGGUCCAGACUCCACGCAAAAGGAUUUCCCUCAGAAGUUAGUCAAAUCCAUCAGCAAUGACAUGACACAACGAGACGACGAAGAAGAUGUAGAAAUAGACGUUGAUUUAUGAAACUAUACGUGGCGAGCGAAAAUUUUAUUUAAAGAUUUAUCGAAAGAUCAAAAAUUAAAAGGGUUGUUACCAUAACAACAAUAUUGUGUGCGAUUCUCGCAUCGAGUCAAGUUGCACGACAAUUCCAUCGACCGAGUGCCGGGUACCGCGAGUGACCUGAUUCUAUGCCCGAACCUGUCGCUCUUGCACUGAAAUCGCUCGCUAGAACCCAGUGAACUCAUUUUGUAAAGAAAGUGAUAUCUCGCUGUGACUCUCCACGCAAAAUUCACGUUUCGAUUAACGAUCAACUCAUUGUGAUUCAUUGUUCCACACACAGUGAUCCAGUGCGGCAAUCGAGCAUCGAAAUCGGUAUCGUGUUCGCGCUCGUCCAACUGCCAAGGGCAUCAAGAUCUCCAUUCUUCGCGAGCAAGAUUUCCGUCCGAAUUUAUAGGGUCGAAUGCACCCUUCACGUUAGACGAACCGCCCACUGGCUCCGUGGUUUGUACCAAAAUUGAUCAAUAAAUUUUUGUUUAUUUUUUUAUUCUCCAAAAUUGAGUUUAUCAAUUUACAAAACUUCCCAGCGAUUUUGAAGAAUUGCGCCAUCCACGUAACUCGAUCCUUUCAGAGCGUGCGAUAUAUCGGGCCCUCCGUUACUCCGAGAGCGUUCCCCGAACACAGACAUAUUUUCAUACGUCUAUAUCUCCCAGACUGGGACGCAUACUGCCAUGUGAAGUUUAACUAUACACGAGCACGUCUCAGGAUCGCAUAUAAGUCCAGUGCAAGGAUUUCUACGUGUAGAAUUUAUACAUGCUUCAUAUUCUUCACAUUGAAAAUCAUCUGAACCGUGACAAAUGUUACAUGAUGUAUAAAUGUACAAGGUCUCAUAACUCCUUACUUAGAAUGAUCUCGCAAAUCGUCGCACGCUUUCUGGUAUCACUGAUGUGAGUGGAGAGGGUGAGGCCAGAAAGCGUGCGAUAUAAGUCCAAAUUAUACGCCAUUAACGGGGAGAUAAAGAGUUAUGAGACACCCUGUAUACUAAUUAUAUAAUAACCAUGCAAUAUCUGAGAAAUUACAUUUUAUAUUAA
Molecule: messenger RNA, 1940 nt
Organism: Ooceraea biroi (clonal raider ant)
Lineage: Eukaryota; Metazoa; Arthropoda; Insecta; Hymenoptera; Formicidae
Product: H2.0-like homeobox protein
Biological process (GO): regulation of DNA-templated transcription
Molecular function (GO): sequence-specific DNA binding; DNA-binding transcription factor activity, RNA polymerase II-specific
Source: RefSeq, a predicted model, not a curated record